CACGCAGGGAUGCAGGACAUAGUGUGACCCCGAGGAGUGGCACGACUGGCGGUGGCGGGGCAGCACAGGCAGGGAACCGGCACGGGCAGGGAGCCGGCGUGGGCAGGGAGCCAGCACAGGCGACUCGGGGACUGCCUGGCCCUCAGGUUAGGGAGCAGCACUGGCAGCACCGGGGCAGGUGCCACUCGCGCCCCCCGGCCACCAAAAGCCUCCAGCAAAGGCAGGGCUGGGACAGAGCUGCCGGGCAGUGUGGCCACAGGCGGCACCCAGCAGCGCGGAGGGCUCGGCUGCUGCACCCUGUGGAGCCGGUUGCUGGGCAAACACGGCCCUGGGUGCAGCAUGUGCCGGGGUGAAGCUGUCAGUGCCGCAGGGCAAUGCCCAUUGCUGCUGCCUGCACUGCAGGGCAAUGCCUGUUGCUGCUGCCAGCACCACGGUGCAAUGCCUGUUGCUAUUGCCAGUGCCACGGGGACAAUGCUGCUGCCUGCUGCCAGCGCCGUGGGCACCAUGCCCGCAUCAGACCUGUGAGAACAAUGCCAGCUCUGCCUGCACGGCGGGGCAGUGCCCACUGCCCCUGCUACCAGGGCAGAGCCCUCCGGCACUGCCAGUGCCAUGGGGUCGAUGUGCGGCAGCUGCAAGCACUGACCCCUCUGGGUGAGGGCCAGGAGUUUUGGGGGGAUCCCAGCACCCCCAUACCCGGUGCUGCCACGCAGGUGGGGCCGCUCCCAGCCGGGCUGCACACACUCACGCUCCCGUGAUGGCAAAUUACCUUCCCGUGGGAGUCAGGGAUGCCCACAUGGCCGGGAAGUGACAGCACCUGGGCUGAGUCAUCCCCUCUGCACGUGCCACCUGGGCUGUCCAUGGCACUGUGGGGCAGAGCACCCUGCUGGGCUCCUGCCACAGAGCCAUGUCCCCCAGCGGAGCGGUUCCCUCAGGGGUUCUGCCCCCCAGGGACCCCCAUGGCAGGAGAGGACAUGGAGCCGAAGCCCCACCGGUGCCUCAGGGUUGGGGGGAUGAAGCCGGAGUAGCCACAGCCAAGAGCUCUGGUCUGGUGGGCAAGUGUGGGGCAGCCUGGUGGGCAGGGGGAGCUCAGACCCCCAAGCCAAGGGCACCCAGAGGCUCUGCUGUGGCCAGUGACUGCAGCAUCCCCACUGUCCCCAGUGACCCCUGCAUCCCCACUGUCCCCAGCAUCCCCACUGUCCCCCAGUGUCCCCCAGCAUCCUCACUGUCCCCAGCGUCCCCAGUGCUGGGAGCGGAUGUGGGAGGGCAGGGACGGCUGGGUGUGAGGCUGCAGUCAGGCAGGACUCAGGCAGGAGUCACCAGCCGCGGGGUGAAGGGGCAGGAGGAGGCGGAUGGGCAGCAUGAGGUGUUGGGCCGAGGAGCCGGUUCCUGGCCUGUAGCACGGCCGCGAGGCAUGGAGGCGCCGGGAACCCGUCAGGCCAGGCUGGCCAGUCCCGGCCUCGCCAGGGCUCACCUUGCCACGGCUCAGUCGUGUACCAUGCCGGCAGCCAGCGGGGCUCCCGGGGACAGGGGGAACAGCAGUCCCUGACCCCCCCCCAGCCCAGCAGGCAGGUGAGUGGGCGGCGGUGGGGUGGUGCUGCGGGGGCAUGGUGUGGGACAGGAGCUGGCGCAGGGGGCAAGGGUGGCUGGUGCCGGUGACACAGGGCAGGACCAAAGGGCCCCGUGGCAUGCAGAGAGAUGCCAUCGGGUUGCUGAGCAAGGCCCCGGCUCCAGCAUGCCCCUCCUGGUUCUACCUGCCUGAGGUGGCUUUGGGGAGCCCGGGGACCCCAUUGGGACCCUUCAGGGACACGGCAGGGGCCAGCAGCCCUGCUUCAGCUGUGCCCAGCCCCCGCCACACGCUGCAGGUGCUUUCUCUCCACCCCCAGCAGAGCCCAGGGAUGCGUGGGAUGAUGCCCAGGGAUGCGUGGGAUGAUGCCCAGGGAUGCGUGGGAUAAUUCCCAGGGAUGUGUGGGACGGCCCUGGCCAUGGGAAGUUCCCACGGUGGUGACUCAGCUGUGGCAGGCCAGCAUGAGGGUGGGGGGUUCCCACUCUAGGCUGCACUGUCCCCACCACCCCUGAUCUGGGGUCUCUCCCGUAGGUCGUGCCGGCUGCACCAGAGCCCCCACGCAGGAGCGAGGGGACGUCGUGCUCCCCCUCAACCCCCUGCCCAGCCACCCAGUGCCCACCGACACCCCCCACAUGCUGCUGCGGGAGUCCCCCUUCCCCAGCCGGGUGCUGGUGGCCCUGGACCGCCUGGCCCGGUGGCUGCUCACCCCCCAGCUCCUGGGCUGUCUUCAGCCUCCUUGACCUGCGGCAGACAACGGAGGAGCGGAGGCAGGCUCGGCUCCAGCGGUGUGGACGGUGCCACAGCUGCACCAGGCAGGGGCUGGCCGGAUCGGUGUAUGUCAUGCUGUUGCUGCUCUCGCUGCCCCUGGCUGCCCUGGGGCUGCUGCUGUGGCUGCCUGUGCAGGCAGUGCGGCGGCCUUUUGCCUACCAGUACACGGCAGGCACAGCAUCGGUGCAGCCGUGGGACCUUCGACAGCGCCGGACCUUCACCUUCCUCAGUGCCAAUGUCUGCCUUAUGCCCAGCGGCUUGGCCAAGUUCAGCAACCUGGGGCAGACGCCACAGCGUGCCGUCUACAUCGCCCGCCACCUCACCCAGGUGCCACCGGACCCUCCCAGCGCCCGGGCUGGCCUAGUUAAGCCACGCAAGGCGAGGUCAACAGUUACGGCGGGACCCUCUCCACCCCCUGGCAGCCCCCUGGCAGCGCGGCAGUGGUGGCGGUGGCGGCAGAGCCCAUGCCGGCGGUUUUGUCCGAGCAUUUCCCAGCAGAUGCUGACUUCAUCUGCCUGCAGGAGGUUUUCGAUGGCAGGGCCACCACGUGCCUGCGCCAGCAACUGGGCAGCAUCUUCCCACACAUACUCUCUGAGGUGGGUGCCCUCGGGCUCUGGGGCCGUCGGCUGAAGCUGCUCAACAGCGGGCUCUUCCUGGCCAGCCGCUACCCGCUGCUGGCCGUGCGGUACCACGGCUUCCCCAAUGGUGCCCGCGAGGAUGCCCUGGCCGCCAAGGGGCUGCUGGUGGUCCAGGUGCUGCUGGGCUCGGUGCAGGGGCAGAGGGUCGUGGGUUACAUCGGCUGCACCCACCUGCAGGCACCCGCAGCCGAUGCCGCCAUCCGGGAUGAGCAGCUGACGCUGGGGCUGCACUGGCUGCAGCUCUUCCGUGAGGAGCAGGAGCAGCGCGGGGACGUGGUGGCCUUCGACAUCUUCUGCGGGGACCUCAACUUCGACAACUGUUCCCGAGGUGACGAGCUUAACCAGCAGCACCAGCUCUUCAAGGUUUACCAGGACCCCCUGCCGCCGGGGGCCUGGGCAGGACGCACCGUGGGGCAUAGGCACCCUGCUCAACUACCUGAAGAUCUACGAUGAGCCCGUGUCCACUCCGGAGAAGCUGAAGAGGACCCUCUCGCAGCCGUCAGGGCGGCACCAGUACCUGGCAGGCCCGAUCCUCUCCAGCGGGGAGCCCGACCCGGCGGCCCCUGGCCCCUGGCAGGGCCGGCGCUUGGAUUACAUCCUCUACCGCCCGCACCACAGGGACCUGCCGCUGCAGACGGAGGUGGCAGGGUUCUCCGUCAUCACCCAACUGGCCACCCGCUCCGACCACCUGCCCGUGGUCCUGCGGCUCAACGUGGCCCCUGCGACCCCCUGAGCCAUGGCAACAAUCUGGCAACAAUCCGGCGACGCUCUGGUGCCCGCGCAGUUUUAGCUUCUGGUGCAAAAUAAAGGCCUCAAGUGCA
Molecule: messenger RNA, 3791 nt
Organism: Falco peregrinus (peregrine falcon)
Lineage: Eukaryota; Metazoa; Chordata; Aves; Falconiformes; Falconidae
Product: sphingomyelin phosphodiesterase 3-like
Exons: 7
Coding region: 2797-3423 (208 amino acids)
Biological process (GO): sphingomyelin metabolic process
Cellular component (GO): cytoplasm; extracellular region
Molecular function (GO): sphingomyelin phosphodiesterase activity
Source: RefSeq, a predicted model, not a curated record